Messenger RNA from Apis cerana (Asiatic honeybee), 4985 nucleotides. Its product is annotated as coiled-coil domain-containing protein 170. NCBI's taxonomy places the organism in Eukaryota, Metazoa, Arthropoda, Insecta, Hymenoptera, Apidae. The record is from RefSeq and is a predicted model, not a curated record.
CGUUUGAAUAUUUUCGAAAUCGGGUAAUCCCAUUCGAUUGAUGAUACGUGAUUUGAAAAUCGCGCACGAAGGAAAAAAAAAAGAAGAAAAAAAAAUUAACAAUAAUCGAGACAUACGAUUUGAUAAAAAUUGGAGAAGGAAGGAAGGUUCGUUCCCAUGGAUCGAUGAAAUUCGAUUGUCUUGCGAGGUUUGCGCGCGAGCGGGAUGCUAAACAGCGCGGUUUGUUGCGCAUCGACGCCUCUCGUCUUCGGUUGGAAACGUUUUCACUCACUCUCGAACGUUCCGUUCAUAUUAGACUCCAAAGAAAUUUGAAUAACAAUGUCAAUGAAGAAAGGGACAUUUUUUUAAAACGCUCGCGCGAAAUUGUGGAACGAACUCCUAGGUGUACAGUGUUCAAAGUGAAAGCAUUUCAGAGAGCGAAAGAGAGAGAGAGAGUGAGCGAGCGAGCGAGCGAGAGAGAGAACGAGAUAGAUAGAUAGAGAAAGAGGGAGAUAGAUAGAGAGACAGAGAUAGAGAGAGAAAGUUGAAAAAAGAUGUCGAGCGAGGAAGAAACGAAGGAAAUCAGGGAGACGACGAAAGAAGGAAAGGAGACUGCCGAAGAGGAUUUGCAGAUAUUCGAAACGCUUUGUAUAUCGUCGCCCGGAAAGGUCUUAUCCGUCUGACCACAGAUGCACCUUUUUUCCUUUAUUUUUUAUUAUCAUCGAAUCGCUAUACGCACUACAUUGCUUUCUGCAUCAUUUUACAUUUCAACUUUGUGAUUAAUGCACGAAAAUUUCCUCUACGGGGAAAGAAGAUAGAGAUGGAAGAAAAAAAACGAAAUUUGCCAAUUUUAUUUUAUUUCCUUCUCGAUCGACAAUUUACUUAGCGAGCAAACGCGUAUAUUUGGCGCGUUCUUUUUUUCUUUUUCUUUUCUUUUUUUUUUUUUUUUUUUCUUCGUGUUACGACCUUCGAACAAGGAAAAAGAUGAAUUUUAUUCCUUUCGGAAAGAGGAUCGAAUUUUAAUUAAACUCCUCGUCCCGCUCGUCGAUGCACGAUAAAUAGAAAAAUACACUUCACAUUAUUCCAUUGUCAAUGUGCAUGCUCGAUAUGUACCUACAUAACACUAUUCGUGCCGCGUUUCUUAAACGUAUUGACUGGCGCGUUGAAACAAGGGUUGGCUCGGUUGCCAUAGCGUUGGCAUAGAAUCGAUUCUACCUGUCGCCUUUAUCAGUCGGUUUCUCCUUCGUCUACUCUCGUUCACCCUCGAUUCUUUUCGUAUCUACGCCCGCGCCAAAUGUAAAAUCGGCUUUUUUUUUUACUAAUUUCUCCUUAUUUUCAAUCACCAUAUAUCGAUAAUCGAUAAAGUAGAGUAGAAAUUCACUCUAGUUGAAACUCAUGGGGAGGCGUGAGAAUAAAUACAUAAUGUUUAAACGAACGUAAGAAACGAAGAGGCGAUGACCCACGACUUAACGACCACGUUGAGGAGCGAGAUAGCAGCCCUCGAAUAUAAACGGGACAGGCUGAUGUCCGAGCUCCAAGAGGCUAAGAACAUCGCGAGAUCCCGGGAUCAACGAGUUGUGGAACUGCAACUGGAAGCUGAUCAACUUCGCGAGCAAGCGGCCAGGCAGAAUUCCAUCGUUUCGAGUUUAAAGAAACGCAUACAGGAAUCAGAGGAGCGAGAGAGGAAUCUUUACGCCGCCCAAGGGAGGAGCGAGAUCGCGUUGCAAGGCUUGCAACGAGACUCGAGGUAUCACGAGGAAAAGGUUCGAGAAUGCGAGAAGAGGAUACGGCAAUUGGAGCAGGAGGCACUGGACGAGAGGGAAUCGAAGGAGCGGGCCCGUUCCAGUUUUCAGGAGUUCGCCGGAAAAUUGGCGGGCGCGUUGACCGUCGAGUACCGGGAGCCCGUCCAUCCAAGCGCCGAGUUGGUGAGCCAAAAGGUGGAGGAGUUGGUGCAGGAGGCGAGCCGGCUUCGGGCGAGGAACACGGGCGUUGAGGCGCAGAUGGCAGCUCUGGAGGUGGAGUUGAGGGGGUGCAGGGACGCUUUGGACCGGGCAGUGGCCGAGAAGGAACAGCUACAACGCCAGAUGUCCUCCCAAUCGGUCGAUUUGGAUCGUUUGAAACAGGACAAGGAGUGCCUCGAGAUGCGAUACAGGGUCGCUGAGAGGGAAUUGAACGAGUUGAGGGAUAAGUUGAUCAGCGCGAACAGAAGCAUAAGCACGGCCAGCGGGAAUAUAUCGAGUCAGGAGGCGUUGAUCGGCCAGUUACGAGAAGAUUUGAUGCAGCGAGAAGAAAAAUGUCAGCGGGUGCAAACCGACUAUCGACACUUUUUGGAAUCGUUGGCGGUGCUGGUCAGCGGGCCGAACAGAUUCAUCGAGUCGCAGGAAAACGCGAUUAAGGACCGCGUUAGGGAGAUCCUGGCCGAGAGCAAAGAUCAGGCCCUUACUAUUCAAAGUCUUCGCGAGAAGGUGAACACGGCUGCGGAAUCAGCGAGCCGACAGAGCGAACUGAUCGAGGCGACAGUGGCCAAGACGCGAAGCUUGGAUGCAGAGCGGUUGGAAUUGGAGGGGAAAGUUCGAAAGAUGGAGGCCCAGUUGACCGAUUGCGAGCUGGCCAAGGAACGUUCUCGAAGGGACAAGCAAACGUUCGUCACGUUCUUGGACAGGUUAGGAAAAGCGAUGCAAAUGGACGAGAUCACCGAGGAAAUGGGCAUCGAUCUGCAAACGGAAUCGCUGUUGGUGCGAGGCGAGCAAUUGGCCAGAUUGGAGAGCGACAAGCUGGUGGACAAGCACACCACCCCCUUGCCGAGGAUUCGGCGCGAGCGAUCCUUCCACGCCAUUCUUCCCACUGUGAAACAAACGUCGGUGGUCUAUCAACUGCAACGCCGCGUGAGGACGCUACGAGAACAAUUGCAGCGCAGAGAUCUUCACUUGGAUCUUCUUCGUAGAAAAUUAUCGCUCCAAGAAGAGAGCGUUAAGAUGAAAUCGUUGCUCCAAAAUGAAAGGGACGAAGCGUGCCUCAGGGCGAAGAAGUUGUCGAAGCAAACGGAUCGUUUGCAGGCGCAAAUUUUGGAGGAGAGAUCGAGGAAUCGAGAAUUAAGCGCACAAUUGACGGAGGCCGCUGAUUACAAGAUAGCCGCUUUAGAGCGGAGUCGAAAGAUCGACGAGCUUCAAAAACGAUUGGUGGAGAGCGAAAUGCUGAGGACACGAUACUCGAGAAAAUUGAGCAUGUUGAAGGAACAAAUGAGAAGCGCAACCGAGACCGUCGAACAAGAGAGAUCCAUCAGCGAUCACUCGUUGCAAUUGCUCAGGGACGAGUUGGCGCAGGUUAAGCAAAAUCUUUCCGAAGUUACGAAAAGGGAAUCCCAAUUGCAAAGCUUUCGAGUAUCCGUGACGAAAUUAUUGUCGGAACCGAUCUGCACGCCCGAUUACGAGAUAAUUUCGCGAUUGCAGAAAAUGGUAGCGGCCCAUCGCGACUUCACCAUGAUUUCGCGUAGAUACGAGGAACCGUUGGAGACCAGCCCAUCCAGAUGCACCAGCAUACACGCGAUGCAUCCUCCCAGAUCGCCAGGAUGCGCACGAUACGAGGACAACGGGUUCGCAGAUCCCCCGGAUCUUCGAGACAUCGAAGACGAGUUCAACAAACGGCCGGUGCGAAGCAGCCUUCUCCCGUGACGUCGGCCUAUAUUUCGAUGCUAAACCCCCCUCCCCUUCCUAUAUCAAUAUCUCCGUCCAAAUUUAUUGUUUAAAAGUUUUCCUUUUUCUUUUAAUCGAACGUAUGAACGUCCGUUUCAUUUCUCACGCGACGAUCAUAGUAAGUCAUUGUUGAGUGCGCGAUUCGAUCGUGUGCGCGUGUGCGUAACACGGAGUUUGCGUGCAUAGCGUGUAUUGUAGAGUGGAACAACCGCAUUCCAGGAUGGUAUAGACGGUAGAGAGCGAGAAGCGAAGUUGCGCAGCCUGUGCUGCGCAACGCAACGCGAGACCGAGACGGGACGAAGAGAACUAGUUUGCCUAGUUGCGCGAUUCCCAAGAGGAAGCUCGGUCUAUAUUUUUCACAUCGAAUUAAUUAUUCGAAAAAUUUACUUCCUAUUCUCGAAAAUUUCUCGAGAAUAUAUCUUUUUACGAUUCAACGAAAAUAGGAGAUAGGUUUCAACGAAAAGGAUGAACGUUUUGGGAUAUAAUUUAUGAGGAAUGUAUCUUUAUAGAAAUAGGUUAGGAAAGAGCAUCGUUCAAAGUUUGGGAAUUUUAUUAGGAAGAUGGGGGUGCGUGAUUUUGCGGAACGCGUUUCUUGCUUGGAAGAGAAAUAAGUGUGCGUGUAUACGUACACGUGUACGACCACGAGUUGAUACGACUGGUUAGCCGUGAACUUGGCCAAGAGUGAACUACCUCUUCCUCUGCAGAAUCGUGAAUGCAAAGUCGCGCUAGCUUUGGCCUCUUUCUUAUCGUCUGUACGAAUGUGUGCGCUGCAGUUAUUUUGAAGGAGACGGGAACCAUGUUGUCUCUCGUUUUUAAACUCAACGCGUAAUAGCAAAUAACUAGAUAUUUGUAUGUAUUUCCAUGUUCUUCGUAUUUCUUUUUUUUUUUUUUUUCAUAAACGAUUUAUCAUUAACGUGAUUUACAUUAACUAUUUAACCAUUCGAUCGAUCGAUUUUGCUUAAUUAUUAUUCGAGAAUUUACCGCUGAAAUUUCUUUACGGAUUCUCGUCAUUGAGAGAAGAACGCUAGACGAGAUAAGAUAGACAGAGAGGAAAUAAUCAUUUCGCAUUUUUUAAUCGAAAUCUCACCGAUCCUGAAUUUCAUCGUGAAAUAUUUGUUUCGCGUAAUUUACCUUAAUAACGGAUGAUUCGCAUCGAGUGAAAAAUAACGAAAUAAAAAACGCUAUGUAAUAUAAAGUACGAGAGAGAUGUUUGCAUCUACUUAUUGAACAAAAUCACGCAUUCUUCUGCAUUCACGCUUACAUUUACGAUGUAUCCCAUACACACUCCCGCGUAAAUAUAAAUAUAUACGUACA